Aricia agestis (brown argus) is the source of this 1485-nucleotide messenger RNA. It is a transcript of the gene PCID2, whose product is annotated as PCI domain-containing protein 2 homolog. The transcript is spliced from 3 exons. NCBI's taxonomy places the organism in Eukaryota, Metazoa, Arthropoda, Insecta, Lepidoptera, Lycaenidae. Gene Ontology annotation, molecular function: RNA binding; double-stranded DNA binding. The record is from RefSeq and is a predicted model, not a curated record. Gene Ontology annotation, biological process: poly(A)+ mRNA export from nucleus; post-transcriptional tethering of RNA polymerase II gene DNA at nuclear periphery; transcription elongation by RNA polymerase II. The coding region runs from base 162 to 1349 and encodes 395 amino acids. Gene Ontology annotation, cellular component: transcription export complex 2.
GUUUACGUAUUUGCAGAAGGCAGAAUUCGAUUUCGAUUUUAUGCGUUUUACAAAACAAUUUAAAUAACAGUGUUCUUAGAAAUACAAAAUGUGUUACUGAAUUUAAUAAAUCUAGAAUCGGAGAAAGUUUAUCUUCAAAUUAAUACGAACUGCAACCGAAAAUGGCAACCGGCAGCUUGAAUCAAUAUAUUCAGUUUGUGGAACGCGUUUACAGAACGGGUCAGGGAAACAUCCUAGCCCGAUUAUUGUCUCUAAGAGACGAGCAUGUCGCAAAUAAAAACUUGCGCUCCAGUGACAUAGCUUCCCUAGUGGAAGGAAACUGUGUAGCACCUCUGGAUGAGAUUGUUGUUUGCCAUUUAUUGUGUUUAAAGGCUCUUCACAUGUAUGAUUAUAUGGAAGCGUACAACAGCCAGAGUCAUUGCGUGACAGCCGUCGUGAAGCUAUUACAGAAUCAGAAGGAAGAGAACUGGUGUCUGCCCCUCAUGUACACAGUCUGCUUGGACUUAAGACUGGUGGCACAGAAGGCAGAAGCUACAAGCCCUCAAAGCAAUGGAAAGAUAUUAGAAAAAGCUGCUGAAAGUCUUCUUGCCUGCUUCAGAGUCUGUGCAGCAGACAACAGAACUUCUGACGAUGAUACCAAACGACUUGGUAUGUUGAACCUUGUGAACCAACUACUUAAAGUAUAUUUUCGUAUAAACAAGCUGCACUUAUGCAAGCCACUCAUAAGAGCUAUAGACUCAUCGCCAUUUAAGGACCAAUUUCCCCUGGCUCAGCAAAUCACCUAUAGAUACUUUGUUGGCCGGAAAGCCAUGUUCGAUUCGGACUACAGAUCGGCAGAUGAGUUUCUGUCAUUUGCUCUUGAGAACUGCCACAGAAAAAGCAGUAAAAAUAAAAGGCUUAUACUGACAUAUCUGAUUCCUGUUAAGAUGCUUCUCGGGUUCAUGCCCUCAAAAGCACUGCUGGAAAAAUAUGAUCUACUUCAGUUUUGGGAUCUUGUUUCUGCGGUAAAGAAUGGAAAUCUAAGAGGCAUUGAUCAAGUUAUGGAGGAUCACGAAAGUUUCUUCAUCAGAGCUGGUAUAUACUUAAUUGUUGAGAAACUCAAGAUCACCGCUUAUAGAAACUUAUUCCGGAAGGUGUACCUAGCGGAAAACUCCCAUCAAAUUGAAAUAGCAAGCUUCCAAGCGGCUUUACAGAUUAUGGGGCAAGAGGAUGUUGAUUCUGAUGAGACACAGUGUAUUGUUGCGAAUUUAAUAUAUGACGGGAAAAUCAAGGGAUAUAUUUCCUAUCAACAUAAGAAGGUAGUUGUUAGUAAACAAAAUGCAUUUCCUCCACUGUCUAGUUUGUAUUAAGGCUUUAAACUUUUUUAUUUAUAUAAUCGUAUGCAGAAUAACCCAUAAGUUCUCAAUUCAAAUUCUUAAUGACCAGAUAAGAAUUAUUGUAGAAAUGUAUGUAUGUAGGGCAAAAUAAAACAAUGCUACAAAACCA